UGCCUCUCAGGGAGUGUUACCAUCAAGACCUUGGUUUUCUCCAAUGAGACAAGCACCAAUUAUGUUGAGAUGAUCCCUCAAAGGCCGAUGAACCUGACUGCGUUCACUCUGUGCAUGCGGGUGGCCACAGAGCUCAGCGGCCAGCGAGAGAUCAUCCUCUUUGCAUACCGGACCAGAAACUAUGACGAGCUGCAUGUGUGGCGUGAACUGGAUGGAAGACUGUCCUUUUAUCUAGCUGGAGAUGGUGUUUUAUUUAAAGUCCCUGAGCUCGGAGCCCUGCAGACCCACCUGUGUAUCACCUGGGAUUCCACUUCAGGUUUAGCUGCCCUCUUCCUGGAUGGCAAGAGGAGCUUAUCCAAAAUCUACAGGAAGGGUCACACUGUCAGGGCAGGAGGCAGGGUUAUCCUGGGACAAGAUCUGGAUUUUUAUCUGGGGGAUUUUGAUAAACAUCAGAAUUUUGUUGGUGAGAUCUGUGAUGUGAAUAUGUGGGACAUUGUUCUGCCAGAUAGUGUGAUACAAGGCAUGUUUGCAGGGGAGAGAGAACCAAGAGGAAAUGUUUUUGACUGGGAAAACACAGAGCUGAGAAUUAACGGGGACGUAGAGGUCGCCAUUCGUGAGCUGUACACUCCUGAAGCUGACGUGUGAGGACUCACAGUGUUUAUGAUGUUUUUCACACGGGCUGGACCACAGUAGCGUUCACGGUUUGUUUGUUUUUUCUUUUUGAAUAGAAUGGCCUUAAAUGACUCUGUAUUUAUUUAUUUUUUACGUGUAUUGACACUUGUUACUUAUGUUUUAAUUAAAGAUUCUGUUCAUUUAUUUACUGAUUGAUAUGUUUCCCUGAUGGCCAAUUAACAUCAAUCAGAGAGCUCAUUUUCAUUUUACGUUGUGGGACACACAGAGCCCACUUUGAACUUAAGUGUCCAGACCAGUGAAACCACAUAAUAAAUGGGUAAAAUUACAAAAAAGUGCAGCUGUUUCAU
Molecule: messenger RNA, 980 nt
Organism: Maylandia zebra (zebra mbuna)
Lineage: Eukaryota; Metazoa; Chordata; Actinopteri; Cichliformes; Cichlidae
Product: C-reactive protein-like
Source: RefSeq, a predicted model, not a curated record